AGACUUGUUGUGUCACAAAUCUUCUUUGAAAACUUGAGAGGUUUUGCUCUGCAGUUGAUGCCAGAUUCUCUGCUCUCUCAGAGUUCUUAGAGUAGCACCACCUUCAAAAGCCAAAAAUGGGGUCAAAGCGAAGGGCAGUUGCAAGGCACCAUUCUCUCAGCACCUAUGAGGUCAUGUUUGCAGCUCUCUUUGUCAUGUUGGUGGUGCUCUGUGCUGGUUUAAUCGCAGUGUCCUGGCUGGGAAUCAAGGGAUCAGAAGGAGAUGCAGAAUUUGGAAAAAGUCAUGAAACCAGAGGGACAUUCAAAAUAACAUCUGGAGCUAUAUAUAAUCCUAAUUUGCAAGACAAACUCUCAGUGGACUUCAAAGUUCUUGCUUUUGACAUUCAGCAAAUGAUAGAUGAGAUCUUUCAAUCAAGUAAUCUGAAAAAUGAGUAUAAAAACUCAAGAGUUUUACGAUUUGAAAAUGGCAGCAUCAUAGUCAUAUUUGACCUUCUCUUCUUCCAAUGGGUGUCAGAUGAAAAUGUAAAAGAAGAACUGAUUCAAGGCAUUGAAGCAAAUAAAUCCAGCCAACUGGUCACUUUCCAUAUUGAUGUGAACAGCAUCGAUAUCACAGCAUCUUUGGAGAAUUUCUCUACAAUAAGUCCUGCAACAACUUCAGACAAGUUAACAACUAGAAGUCCUCUGCCAACUCAAGGAAACAUCUCAAUAGAGUGUCCACCUGAUUCAAGGCCAUGUGCUGAUGCACUGAAGUGUAUAGCAAUUGAUUUAUUUUGUGAUGGAGAAUUAAACUGUCCAGAUGGUUCUGAUGAAGACCAUAAAAUUUGUGCCACAGCUUGUGACGGAAAGUUUUUGUUGACUGGAUCUGCUGGGUCCUUCGAUGCUGCCCAUUAUCCAAAGCCCUCUCAAUCAAGUAUUAUUUGCCGGUGGAUUAUACGAGUAAAACAAGGACUUUCCAUUAAAUUGAGCUUCGAUUAUUUUAAUACAUAUUAUACAGAUGUAUUAAAUAUUUAUGAAGGUGUGGGUUCAAGCAAGAUUUUAAGAGCUUCUCUCUGGGAAAAGAGCCCUGGCACAAUUAGGAUUUUUUCCAACCAAGUUACUGCCACCUUUCUUAUAGAAUCUGAUGAAAAUGAUUAUAUUGGUUUUAAUGCAACAUAUACUGCAUUUAACAGCACAGAGCUUAAUAAUUAUGAGAAAAUCAACUGUAAUUUUGAGGAUGGCUUUUGUUUCUGGGUCCAGGAUCUAAAUGAUGAUAAUGAGUGGGAAAGGGUUCAGGGAAACACUUUUCCUCCCUUGACUGGACCAAAUUUUGACCACACUUUUGGCAACGAUUCAGGAUUUUACAUUUCUACCCCAACUGGACCAGGAGGGAGACAAGAAAGAGUGGGACUUUUAAGUCUCCCUUUAGACCCCACUUUGGAGCCAGUCUGCCUUAGUUUCUGGUAUUAUAUGUAUGGUGAAAAUGUCUAUAAAUUAAACGUUAACGUCAGCAGUGACCAAAACAUGGAGAAGACAAUUUUCCAAAAGGAAGGAAAUUAUGGAGAAAAUUGGAACUACGCACAAGUAACAUUAAAUGAAACAGUGGAAUUUAAGGUUGUUUUUAAUGCAUUUAAAAAUGCAUACCUGAGUGAUAUAGCAUUGGAUGAUAUUAGCCUAACAUAUGGGAUUUGCAAUGUGAGUCUUUAUCCAGAACCAACCUUGGUCCCAACUCCUCCACCAGAACUUCCUACGGACUGUGGAGGACCUUUUGAACUGUGGGAGCCCAAUACAACAUUCACUUCGAUGAACUUCCCAAACAACUACCCUAACCAGGCUUCCUGUGUUUGGAAUUUAAAUGCACAACAGGGAAAAAAUAUCCAGCUUCAUUUUCAAGAAUUUGAUUUAGAAAAUAUUGCAGAUGUAGUUGAAAUCAGAGAUGGUGAAGGAGACGAUUCCUUGCUGUUAGCUGUGUACACAGGGCCUGGUCCAGUAAAGGAUGUGUUCUCAACCACCAACAGGAUGACUGUUCUUUUUAUCACUGAUGAAGAGUUGGCAAAGGGAGGAUUUGAAGCAAAUUUCACUACUGGGUAUCACUUGGGGAUUCCUGAGCCUUGCAAGGAGGACAACUUUCAGUGUAAAGAUGGAGAGUGUGUUCCACUGGUAAAUCUCUGUGACGGGUUUCCACACUGUAAAGAUGGGUCAGAUGAAGCACAUUGUGUGCGUCUUUUCAAUGGUACAACAAGCAACAGUGGUUUGGUGCAAUUCAGAAUCCAGAGCGCAUGGCAUGUAGCUUGUGCUGAGAACUGGACCACCCAGAUCUCAGAUGAUGUUUGUCAGCUGCUGGGACUAGGGAGUGGAAACUCAUCCAUGCCAAUCUUUUCUACUGGAGGUGGACCGUUUGUAAAAUUAAACACAGCACCUAAUGGCAGCUUAAUACUAACACCAAGUAAACAGUGCUUAGAGGAUUCACUGAUUCUAUUACAAUGUAACCAUAAAGCUUGUGGGAAAAAACUGGUGGCUGAUGAAGUUAGCCCGAAGAUUAUUGGAGGAGAUGAUGCCAGAGAAGGAGCCUGGCCCUGGGUCGUGGCUCUGUAUUACGACAACAAACUGCUCUGCGGAGCUUCGCUGGUCAGCAGGGACUGGCUGGUGUCCGCCGCCCACUGCGUGUACGGGAGGAAUUUAGAGCCAACCAAGUGGAAAGCAAUCCUAGGCCUGCAUAUGACAUCAAAUCUGACUUCUCCUCAAAUAGUAACUCGGCAGAUUGAUCAAAUUGUCAUAAAUCCACAUUACAAUAGACGGAGAAAGGACAGCGACAUUGCCAUGAUGCACCUUGAAUUUAAAGUGAAUUACACAGAUUAUAUACAACCUAUUUGCUUACCAGAAGAAAAUCAAGUUUUCCCUCCAGGAAGAAUUUGUUCUAUUGCUGGCUGGGGGACGGUUGUAUAUCAAGGUCCUCCUGCAGACGUAUUGCAAGAAGCUGAUGUUCCCCUUCUCUCAAAUGAGAAAUGCCAACAACAGAUGCCCGAAUACAACAUUACAGCGAAUAUGGUGUGUGCCGGCUACGAAGAAGGAGGGGUAGAUUCGUGCCAGGGGGAUUCGGGAGGACCACUAAUGUGCGAAGAAAACAACAGAUGGUUUCUCGCUGGUGUGACAUCAUUUGGAUACCAGUGUGCGCUGCCUAAUCGCCCAGGGGUGUACGUCCGGGUCCCGAGGUUCACAGAAUGGAUACAAAGCUUUCUAUAUUAGACUGUUUCCUAAAACAAAGAUGAAUAUGAGGCAGCUUUCCCAUUCUACUUUAAGAAGUAUGAAAAUUGAGAGUUUUGAAAAAAUUGUUUCUAAAAGCCUUUAUUCUUAACUAAGCCACUGAAAUGCUGAGUGGAAAAAUGAUCUUUACAGUACAAAGUAACUUUGAAACAAUACAUUUUGAUUUUAUUGGGAACAGCUAUUCUUUCACAGAUAUCAUUAUUUCCUAUGGUCUUAAUCAUUUUUAUCAUAUUCUCUAUAAAGGAAUGUUAUUUUAAAGUAUAAACUAUUACACUUAAAGUUUGAGCAAAAUUAGGAAAAGAAAGGAAAUAAGACUGUUUUGCACAAAGUAUGUUAUUGUUUGAAACAGACUGCUAUAAAUUAUCUAAUUCUAGCUUUGAUCACUAUUAUCAGAAUCUCAAUUGUCUCCCUACUUUCCUAUCCAAAUGCAUUUCCAAUCCAUCUUGAGCACAUCCUUAAUAUUUCCUCCACUUAUAAAAAAAUACUUAUUGUAAGCUCAUGUCACAGACCUGGACUACACUGAAUGCACAAUUCUCUCAAAUAAGCUUAUUAAACUAGCUUAGCAAACUAGUACAAGUCUAUAUGUCACCGCUGUAUCAAAAUAAAAGCUAAAUUAACUAACACUG
Messenger RNA from Camelus dromedarius (Arabian camel), 3865 nucleotides. RefSeq names its product transmembrane serine protease 15 (gene TMPRSS15). Gene Ontology annotation, biological process: proteolysis. Gene Ontology annotation, molecular function: protein binding; serine-type endopeptidase activity. Bases 117 to 3221 code for a protein of 1034 amino acids. Gene Ontology annotation, cellular component: membrane. Lineage: Eukaryota; Metazoa; Chordata; Mammalia; Artiodactyla; Camelidae. The record is from RefSeq and is a predicted model, not a curated record. The transcript is spliced from 26 exons.